AUUUAAAAUCCGUCUAUUUAUUCAUUUCGAGUGCCGGGUAUUAAUUUUAUAGAAGCAGAUCGUUUAGAAAACUCUCUAUUUGUCAUACUGUGUUGUUUUUUCCUUAUAUGUCGGUAUUUCCUAUUAAAAAGAUGUAUUUAUAGAGGGAUGGACCAGGGCUCGAUAGGCCUUUUUUUUGCUGUCGGGUCCCGUUAGCUAGCCUAGCUGUCCGCUCAGAGCCGCGGCGAGAACACGGCCGACAAAACUGCGCUUUUCCCUCCCAUUACUUGUCGCCCCUUAUUUUUUUAAAUACUCAAGCAAAAAUACGGGAAUUGCUUUUGUAAUUAUUUUCCAGAUGUUCUGUGCGUGUUAAGGGGUCGUUUGUUUGCAGUGUAUAUGUGGGAAUAGUGAAAUACGGCUGUAUUUCUUGCACUAAAGGCUUCCCUCGGGAGUUCAAGCCCUGUUGGCUCUCUGUCUUCGGAGGAUCAUGACUUUGACCCGACAGCAGAGAUGCUGGUUCAUGAGUAUGAUGAUGAGAGGACUUUAGAGGAAGAAGAGGCACAGGAGGAAGAUAAGAACUUCAGUGCUGAACUGGCUGAUCUGGAGAAGGAAGGGAAUAUGCCUCUUGACGAACUAUUGGCCAUCUAUCGUUAUGAACCAUCAGUCAGCACGACUGCAGGGUCGAGUAUGGACAGCUCUUCUGGAGAGCUAGCUGAUGACCUUCCGGACAUGACCUUGGAUAAGGAAGAGAUAGCAAAAGAUCUGCUGUCAGGAGACUAUGAGGAAGAGACACAGUCUUCAGCUGAUGAUCUGACCCCAUCUGUUACCUCCCAUGAAGCCACAGACUUCUUUCCCAGAACACUCAGAUCCAACACUACAUAUGACGGUGAUAAAGAGUCUGAGGGAGAGGAGGAAGGUCUUAGUCCAGAGGAUUCAAGGAAGGAAAUAAUGGUUGGAACGCAGUACCAAGCAGAGGUUCCUGUGGGCUUGAGCUUCUACUCUGAUGACAAAAUGUUUGAAGAAGAGGAUCAGUUGCUCUGGUGCCCUGACUUUUUAUCUGAGAGGAAAGUGGAGGACUACCUCAGAAAAGUGCUGUCUCAGACUGCAGAUGUUAGCACAGAUAACCCUACAUUUGGAGGACACAUACGAGACAAUGAACAGGCUUUGUACGAACUUGUGAAAUGUAACUACAAAACAUCCGAGGCCCUAGUGGGAUACUGUAAUAAUCCUAAAUCCUCAAAAGCAGAAUCACCACCCUGGUCUGAAGAGGAGUGUAGAAAUUUUGAGCAUGCGCUACAGAUUUAUGAAAAGAACUUCCAUCUAAUUCAGAAAAACAAGGUUCCAACGAGGACAGUAGCAGAAUGUGUGGCCUUUUACUACAUGUGGAAAAAGUCUGAACGGUUUGACUAUUUUGUUCAGCAAAACCGGUUUGGGAAAAAGAAAUAUAGCAUUUACCCUGGUGUGACAGACCUGAUGGACCGAUUAGUGGAUGAAGCAGAGGGUCUGGCCGUGGACGGCUCUUCGUCUAUGUGUUCAGGAGGAGGUGGAGGGAGAAUGGAGGUGUCUGCGGAACAGCAGCUUGGCCUUCUCAACACAAUCACUGCCAGUGACCUUACAGCUCUAAGUAACAGCGUGGCGUCCGUGUGCAGUCAGGCCGAUGUGAGCUGCUUAGAUUCGUCUUACUUCCCCCCGUUGGAGACUUUCCACCGUGGAGGGCUGACUCAUGAUGAAGCUACUAUGGGUUACGGAGCAAACGGUGAUGCUGGCUGCCUAGGCGUCCUCGAUUCGACUCUGUAUCGAUCGGAGCUCAGCCAACUCAGCGUGUGCAGCAGCAAGGAGUGCGAGCGUCCCUCCAAACGCCUUCGGAUGGGCCUUGCUGACUCGUUCAUCAACGACACACACCGCAUCACGGGGGCCAAGAUGGCUGUGUCGCUAACGGACUUCAGCAGCAUAGCGAGUGGAGACGCGAGCGCUUUCAUCAGCUCACAUUCACGCCAUCACCAGCACACUGCACUGCAGUCUGACUGAGAUACACACACACACACACACCCUGCUCCCAAACUGUACAGAUCCAAACACUGACUGAACUUUGGUUUAUUUUCUAAUUGUGUAUAAAUAUACUUUUUGUAAUAUGA
Messenger RNA from Silurus meridionalis, 2114 nucleotides. RefSeq names its product mesoderm induction early response 1, family member 3 b (gene mier3b). Gene Ontology annotation, molecular function: transcription corepressor activity; histone deacetylase binding. The transcript has 13 exons. Gene Ontology annotation, cellular component: nucleoplasm. Gene Ontology annotation, biological process: negative regulation of transcription by RNA polymerase II. NCBI's taxonomy places the organism in Eukaryota, Metazoa, Chordata, Actinopteri, Siluriformes, Siluridae. Bases 490 to 2007 code for a protein of 505 amino acids. The record is from RefSeq and is a predicted model, not a curated record.